Molecule: messenger RNA, 540 nt
Organism: Ctenocephalides felis (cat flea)
Lineage: Eukaryota; Metazoa; Arthropoda; Insecta; Siphonaptera; Pulicidae
Product: endocuticle structural glycoprotein SgAbd-2-like
Exons: 3
Coding region: 1-540 (179 amino acids)
Cellular component (GO): chitin-based extracellular matrix
Molecular function (GO): structural constituent of chitin-based larval cuticle
Source: RefSeq, a predicted model, not a curated record
AUGAAACUUUUCUUAGUUGGUUUAUUUGUCGCCGUAUGCUCGGCCGGACGUUUGGAAAACAAUUAUUUGCCCCCAAAUAAUGCUCAAGCAUCUGGAGGUAACGCUAAAUUUUUAGCUGCCCCUUACGGAGCAGCCGGAGGCCCAACAACUCCUCCAGUACCAAUCUUGAAAAGUGUGAAUGAAAACAAUGGCGAUGGAAGUUACAAUUUCGAAUAUGAAACUGGAAAUGGAAUCAGCCAACAAGAAUCUGGACAUUUAGAAAACCAAGGAAGCGAAAACGAGGAACAAGUGGUUAGCGGAUCUUACUCCUACACUGGACCUGAUGGUAAUGUUUACACCGUUCAAUACCGUGCUGAUUCCAAUGGAUUCCAAGCCUUUGGAGACCAUUUGCCCACCGCACCUCCAGUACCUGAGGCUAUCUUAAAAUCUCUGGAACAAAAUAGAGCUGAAGAAGCCAGCCAAGCUAGCCAAGCUGCCAGUCAACAAUAUUUGCCACCUAACAAAUAUAAUGGAAAUAGCAACAAUGGAUACCAUUAUUAG